AGCAACGCAAUGCAUGUUGGGACUUUAGGACACGGAAGCUGUGGAGGAUACUGUGUUGUACUGGAAAUAGACGGUAUAGUUUGUAUUAUACAGAUAAAAAUACGUAACAAUGGUGAAUGCUUGUUGUGUAAUUAACUGCCAUAAUCGCACUCACGACUGGCGUGGAAACCAUAUUUCAAAUGGAGUCCGAUUUUCAGCUUUCCCACCUGGAAACAACACAUUGGAUCUCAGGUCUCCCAGUUAACAAAGCGGCGUCGCAUGGCAUGGGUAGCAGCAGUAAGAAAGAAAAACAUCACCUUCAACAACAUUCCCCAACACAUGUUUGUUUGUUCACGGCAUUUUCACAAAGGCAAACCAGCCUAUGAAAUGCUAGAGUGUGAUCCUGACUGGGUACCAUCAUUACAUCUUGGGCACACAGAAGUUAAAGCAACGCACUCUGGGCGGUUUAACCGGAGAACACAGAGACAGCAAGAUGUCACAGGAACUAACGCUGCACCUGCACCACUUGAUCUAGCUGGCCAGAGACCGGAGAUGGAUGAAGCUGCAACACCAGAUGGUGCUUCACAGAUGGAUGACACUGGUUCAAAAGACAACACUGCAGAACAGCAGGAAUGUCUUUUUUGUAGCUGCAGGCAUGCCGAAAUUAACCGCUUGUUUAAGGAGAACAGGAGACUGAAGGAAGAGCUCUCUCAAAAGAAGAUUGAUGAGGAUUUUUUAAAAGAUGAUGACGUGAAGGUCAGGUACUACACUGGGCUUCCAUGUUUUGCGGUUCUGAUGGGUAUGCUGACACAGCUUCUUCCCUGCCUGCCACAGACCGGCCGAAAACUUUCACCUUUUCAGAUGCUCCUCUCAACUCUGAUGCGCCUGAGGCUGAAUCUGCUGUGCACCUCUUGCCCUCGCAGAAUCCAAUACUGUCUUCUCAACUCUGCUAAGACCCUUUCCAGUCCAGGAUGGAGAAGGGAAGCAUCAUUGUCCUUUAAUCAGAAGCUUAGUCAGUUUGUAGUGGGGAUCAAGCAAGAUAGGAUGUAUGGCAUCCAUCUCUAUAUCCUUAGCAUGACGCAGUCUCCAUCCAAACCUGAUAGUGCCAUUAAUUUUGUCAUAUUCAGGAAGCUAAUCUGCUGUUUGAUGGUAGUGGUAGAUCUGAGGCUAGAGCCUUAA
Molecule: messenger RNA, 1158 nt
Organism: Myxocyprinus asiaticus (Chinese sucker)
Lineage: Eukaryota; Metazoa; Chordata; Actinopteri; Cypriniformes; Catostomidae
Exons: 3
Coding region: 259-1158 (299 amino acids)
Source: RefSeq, a predicted model, not a curated record